UCAGUGAAGUAAUUGCCGUGUGUGUUUGUGUGUUUGUACUUGCAGGUUCAAUACGUCAGUAUACGAACAAGAUUUUCAUUGAGAAAAUGCUUAGAUCCAAUUCAGGACCGAAAUCAUUUGCGAGACCUCGGCCUUCAGGAGGUAGGUACUCUUCUCCGAAGAAGUCCGAACAAAGGUGUGAGAGACCUUUGUCUCCUGAAGACCUCAACCCUCCCACCAUCUUGAGGGAGCACGGACAAAGGGGUGAGGGCCCUUUGUCCAGUGGAGGCACCAACCCUUCUGCCACCAUGAAGGGGCACAGGCAACGGGGCGAGGGCCCUUUGUCUUGUGCAAAGAACCAGCCCUCUACCACCAGGCAGCGAGAACGAAAGGACGUGAGCUCUUUGUUCUUCGUUGGUACCAACCCUUCUGCCACCGCGAAGGAGCACCGGCAACGGGGCGAGGGCCCUUUGUCUUGUGCAGAGAACCAGCCCUCUACCACCAGGCAGCGAGAACGAAAGGACGUGAGCUCUUUGUUCUUCGUUGGUACCAACCCUUCUGCCACCAUGAAGGAGCACCGGCAACGGGGCGAGGGCCCUUUUUCUUGUGCAGAGAACCAGCCCUCUACCACCAGGCAGCAAGAACGAAAGGACGUGAGCUCUUUGUUCUUCGUUGGCACCAACCCUUCUACCACCUUGAAGGAGCACCAGCAAAGGGGUGAGGGCCCUUUGUCUUCCUCUUCUGAAGAAGAGGAGCCUUCUACUGCAAGGCGGCAGCAAGAAGAAAGGGCCGAGAGCCCUCCUUCCUCUUCUGAAGAAGACGAGGCGUCUACCACCAGGCAGCAAAAACAAAAGGACGUGAGCUCUUUGUUCUGCGUCGGCACCAACCCUUCUACCACCGUGAAGGAACACAGGGAAAGUGGUGAGAGCUCUUUGUCUUCCUCUGAAGAAGACGAGCAGCCUUCCACCACGAGCCGGCAGCAAGAAGAAAGGGCCGAGAGCCCUCCUUCCUCUUCUGAAGAAGACGAGGCGUCUACCACCAGGCAGCAAAAACAAAAGGACGUGAGCUCUUUGUUCUGCGUCGGCACCAACCCUUCUACCACCGUGAAGGAACACAGGGAAAGUGGUGAGAGCUCUUCGUCUUCCUCUUCUGAAGAAGAGAUGCCUUCUUCCUCAAGGAGGCAGCAACAACAAAGUCCUGCGUCCUUCAUCGAGAUCAACCUUUCUACCACCUUGAGUCAGGAUGGACAAAGUGGUGGCAGCCCUACUUCUUCUGAUGAAGUCGAGCCUUUUGCUCCAAUGCGGCUUCAGGCAUGGAGGAGUGAGAGCUCUUCGUCUUCCUCUUCUGAAGAAGAGGAGCCUUCUUCCUCAAGGAGGCAGCAACAACAAAGUCCUGCGUCCUUCAUCGAGAUCAACCUUUCUACCACCUUGAGUCAGGAUGGACAAAGUGGUGGCAGCCCUCCUUCUUCUGAUGAAGUCGAGCCUUUUGCUCCAAUGCGGCUUCAGGCAUGGAGGAGUGAGAGCUCUUUGUCUUCAUCUUACGAAGAAGACGAGUCGGCUAAUAGCUUUUUAUCCAUCCAUCUGAGUGCAAGAGAGAACUUCGGGGAUGCAAGACAAAAUGAGGAAGCAGAAAGAAUAGACCGCGUUGCUAGAGAAAUCCAGUCAACCGUCGCGGAGGAGCUUAAUUCGAAGACAAUGGCAGAAAAAGAACGACUGCUCGAGCGGAGGACGGAGCUGGUUGUGUACAAACGCAGACAAGAGUUUAAGGUGGAGAGGGAAGUGAGGAUGCAAAGACUGAAGCUGGUCCAAAUUGCGUGGUUUCCGAGCAUCGACUUUGAGCACCCGCCACAGAUUCUCAAUAGGAUUGAGGUCUGGGCUCUGUGCGGGCCACUCCAGGACCUUGGUUUUGGGAUCCUUCAGGAACGACGCAGCGACGACCUUAGGAUAGACUACGGACUUCUGCACAUUAUCCCUCAAAUUUUCAACAUGAUCUGCCUUUUCCAUGACGCCGUGCACCCGAACAAGGCUCCCUGUGCCUGA
Molecule: messenger RNA, 2018 nt
Organism: Etheostoma cragini (Arkansas darter)
Lineage: Eukaryota; Metazoa; Chordata; Actinopteri; Perciformes; Percidae
Product: dentin matrix acidic phosphoprotein 1-like
Exons: 5
Coding region: 87-2018 (643 amino acids)
Source: RefSeq, a predicted model, not a curated record